Messenger RNA from Oncorhynchus gorbuscha (pink salmon), 894 nucleotides. Its product is annotated as dachshund homolog 1-like. The coding region runs from base 331 to 876 and encodes 181 amino acids. NCBI's taxonomy places the organism in Eukaryota, Metazoa, Chordata, Actinopteri, Salmoniformes, Salmonidae. The record is from RefSeq and is a predicted model, not a curated record. The transcript has a single exon.
CAAAUGGACCCCGCAUGUUCUGAACACGGUCAACAUAUGCGUGUGAUGUUUUUCUAAGAAUAUUUAGAGGCUCCUCCUCUUUUUCAUGAUGUGACAGUAUCAUCCCGUCCGCGAGCUCCUCACUCCAGCUCAAUUGUGUCAUCCGUAACCUGACGCACGGACCCUUUAUCCCACUCACUGCAUCUCCGACAUUUCUCAGCUUAAAACAACAACAACUACCGACGAGCUCUCAACUCUUUCAUUUCUGUUUCUCUCGCGACACUUUUUUAGACUACACUUGACUUUCGAGACUUUCAGCUUGUUUUAGUUUUUUAAAUACAGAUUUGGAUCAUGGCCUCUCCGGCUGCUCUCAUGCCCUUGGUUCCUCUCGUCCAACCGCCUCCGAUACAGACUUCACCGGCGACCAACUCUCCGCCACCAGCAACCACGUCCUCAUCCCCUUCACCGUCUAUCGGACUGAACCCUUUCAGCGCGGACCUCUUACCAGUACCUGUCGGUAGCCCUGGCGCACCGGUCGACGUCCUGCCCUGUAAACCGGUGUAUUCUACCCCGUCGCCGGUUGAGAACACUCCGCAAAACAACGAGGUUAAAAUGGUCGAGGUCAGAGGCGCCAAGCUCGCCUCUUUCACGGUAAAAGACAACGAGUUAAUCUGCCUCCCGCAGGCGUUCGACCUGUUUCUGAAACACUUGGUCGGCGGACUGCACACGGUCUAUACCAAGCUGAAGCGGCUCCAGAUCACACCGGUGGUCUGUAACGUGGAACAGGUCCGCAUCCUCCGGGGCCUCGGAGCUAUCCAACCGGGAGUGAACCGGUGUAAACUCAUCUCUAGGAGAGACUUCGACACGCUGUACAACGACUGUACAAACGCCAGGUGAGUUGGUUUCCAUGGUGCC